AUGGCGACGGCGCCCCCGGGGUCGCUCCCCAUGAACCUGGGGUUCAUCGAGGUCGCCGUGAAGUUCGCGGAGGUGAUGCAGGAGUGCGAUAGGCUCUGCGCCGUGAAGGACCCGACGGAGGAGCCCUUCAAGUCCAAGUACGCCGCGGAGCGCGCGCUGAAGUCGCUCGCAUCGACGCUCACCGACGAUCGCGUCGCCGAGAUCGCGGGUCCCGACGAGCCCAUCGUGGAGGCGCUGCUCGACCUUCGCGCGCGUCUCGCGCACCGCCGCGGCGUCAUCGCGGUGGAGACGGAAGACCCGGCGAAGGCGGAGGGUCUCCUGGAGGACGCCGUGACGUGGCUCGGAGCCAGGGCGGGCGCCCCCGAGUGCGUCCACGCCCUCAUCGACUCGUGCAACCAUCUCGGGAUCGUCUGGACCAACCGAUCGGACCCGGAGAAGGCGAUGCCCCACCUGGAGCGCGCCAUGCGGGUGUACGAGGACCUCGACCCCAAGGACCCCGACGCCAAGACCCCGGCAAUUGAGCGGGCCUUCACCAACACCGUCUUCUACCUCGCGCAGGUGUACGGAUACGUCGGAAGGGACGAGGAAGCCGCGAAGCUGUGCGGCGCGUGCCUUCGACGCCAGUGCGAAGCCGUCCCAACCGCCGGGGGCAUCGGAUCGCGAGGGGGCGUCAAGGGGGCGUCGGUGUCGCCCGAGGAGUGGGCGCAGAACGCGGCGCAGCUCGCGGGGUUUUACGCGGCUCGCGCGUGCUGGGCCACGGCGAGGCACUGCGCGGCCGCCGCCGAGAAGGUCUUCGCCGACGCCAACCCCGGGUGGAAGAGCUCGGAGGUGGACACUUCGAGCUCGGAGGUCGAGGGUUCGAUACCCACCGGGAGCGGGCACGGCGUCGGAGCACUCGACGACGACGCUUUAAACGUCGGCGCCAACGUGCACCUCGCGUGGGCCAAGCUGCACUUGCGAAGGCUGACGGCGGCGACGGAACUCUUCGCCACGAGGGGCGCGACGGAGACGGGCGCGGGGGGCGAAGCCAAGCGGGCGGCGUCCACCGGCGACGAUAACGCGCUCAUCGUGUCGUUCCCGACGCUCCGGCUGGGCGACGGGGGCGCGACGUCAGCGACGGAAGCGGCGAAGACGGUGGGGAUCGUGUCGCAGGGUCCCGGAGAAGGCUGGGUGCCUCGGGACUUAGCAACCGCCAGGGCGGUUUUCAACCAGGCGGCGCGCAGGUUUCGCGCCGCGCUGGCCCGUUACAAACUCGACGGCUUCGUCACCGAGCACUGCGACGUCGUCCUCGACGUCGCGCGUCUGCACAAGCACCUGGCGUUCUUCGAGGAGUCCAAUCCGAGGCGGUACAACUCGUUACAGCGCCGCAGAGCCGAGCGAUGCGAACGCGUCGCGGCUGAGCUCUCGAGGGACAAAUACCCGGGACUGUACAAGACGCUCUGGUUCGAGUACGCCGAGGCGCACAGGGCGAUACUGGAGGGUAAGAUCCGGCGCGGUCGGCCGCCUUUGUCGCUCGGGGACGCCGCGAGGUGCGCGACGCGCGGGUACACGGCGUACGUGGACACGUUUGAGGACCAGGUGGGUUCAGAUCGGCUAAACCCGAGGCGGAUUAUCGAUUCGGAUGAGGAGAAGACGUACGUCACCGCUCGUUUCAUCCGCGCGAGGACGGCUUCGAAGCAGCACGGGCAGUUCGGUAGCGAGGCGGACGCGCUCGGCGUCGCGCUGAUCGAUUAUGAGUUCGUUCCCGCGUACGUCAAGGCGCACGGGUUGGUGGGCAUGGAGCAGGAGUCAGAUCUGUGCGAGCAGAUGUGCGCGCUCCUCCCGACGAAGAUCGUUCACCUCCGAUCGAUGGAGAAGAACGCCGGGAAGGAUCCGCUCGCCGUGGAUCCGCUCGCCGUGCAGUAA
Messenger RNA from Micromonas commoda, 1905 nucleotides. RefSeq lists its product with no specific name. Bases 1 to 1905 code for a protein of 634 amino acids. The transcript has a single exon. The record is from RefSeq and is a predicted model, not a curated record. Lineage: Eukaryota; Viridiplantae; Chlorophyta; Mamiellophyceae; Mamiellales; Mamiellaceae. Gene Ontology annotation, molecular function: protein binding.